Molecule: messenger RNA, 2235 nt
Organism: Monodelphis domestica (gray short-tailed opossum)
Lineage: Eukaryota; Metazoa; Chordata; Mammalia; Didelphimorphia; Didelphidae
Source: RefSeq, a predicted model, not a curated record
AUGGGGGUGGCUGGAAUGUCUGCAGGAGAAAUGAGGCAAUCUGCAGAUGUGUCCUUUCCCAUGGACUCCAUCACUCUCGUAUUUUUAGGGGGGGGGAAAUUGAUCACACACUGUAGGACAACAAGGAGAACUGCCUCCAGGCCAUCCCCGACUCAGUGCCAUCCAUCCCGGAUUGCGCGCCAUUUCUUCCUCUGCGCUAACCCCGCCUCCGCGCCAUCCCAGCCUCUGCGCCAACACAGCCUUCCCGCCAUCCCCGACUCUGCACCAUCCCCGCCUUCGCGACGUCUCCACCUCCGCGCCAUCCCCGCCUCCGCGCCAACACAGCCUUCCCGCCAUCCCGGACUCCGCACCAUCCCCGCCUUCGCGACGUCUCCGCCUCCGCGCCAUCCCCGCCUCCGCACGCUCCCUGCCUUCCCGCCAUCCCAGCCUCUGCGCCAACACAGCCUUCCCGCCAUCCCCGACUCUGCACCAUCCCCGCCUUCGCGACGUCUCCACCUCCGCGCCAUCCCCGCCUCCGCACACUCCCUGCCUUCCCGCCAUCCCAGCCUCCGCGCCAACACAGCCUUCCCGCCAUCCCCGACUCCGCACCAUCCCCGCCUUCGCGACGUCUCCGCCCCCUCACCAUCCCCGCCUCCGCACGCUCCCUGCCUUCCUGCCAUCCCAGCCUCUGCGCCAACACAGCCUUCCCGCCAUCCCCGACUCCGCACCAUCCCCGCCUUCGCGACGUCUCCGCCCCCUCGCCAUCCCCGCCUCCGCACGCUCCCUGCCUUCCCGCCAUCCCAGCCUCUGCGCCAACACAGCCUUCCCGCCAUCCCCGACUCCGCACCAUCCCCGCCUUCGCGACGUCUCCACCUCCGCGCCAUCCCCGCCUCCGCACACUCCCUGCCUUCCCGCCAUCCCAGCCUCUGCGCCAACACAGCCUUCCCGCCAUCCCCGACUCCGCACCAUCCCCGCCUUCGCGACGUCUCCGCCUCCGCGCCAUCCCCGCCCCCUCGCCAUCCCCGCCUCCGCACACUCCCUGCCUUCCCGCCAUCCCAGCCUCUGCGCCAACACAGCCUUCCCGCCAUCCCGGACUCCGCACCAUCCCCGCCUUCGCGACGUCUCCGCCUCCGCGCCAUCCCCGCCCCCUCGUCAUCCCCGCCUCCGCACACUCCCUGCCUUCCCGCCAUCCCAGCCUCUGCGCCAACACAGCCUUCCCGCCAUCCCCGACUCUGCACCAUCCCCGCCUUCGCGACGUCUCCGCCUCCGCGCCAUCCCCGCCCCCUCGUCAUCCCCGCCUCCGCACGCUCCCUGCCUUCCCGCCAUCCCAGCCUCUGCGUCAACACAGCCUUCCCGCCAUCCCCGACUCCCGCACCAUCCCCGCCUUCGCGACGUCUCCGCCUCCGCGCCAUCCCCGCCCCCUCGUCAUCCCCGCCUCCGCACGCUCCCUGCCUUCCCGCCAUCCCAGCCUCUGAGCCAACACAGCCUUCCCGCCAUCCCCGACUCCCGCACUAUCCCUGGCUUCCCACCAUCCCGGACUCCGCGCCAACCCUGAUUCCGCGCGAUCGCGGACUCCGCGCCAUUCCCACCUCCCCGUCAUCCCGCUAUCCCCGACUCCGUGCCAUCCCUGCCUUCCCGCCAUCCACGACUCCGCGCCAUCCCUGCCUUCCCGCCAUCCACGACUCCGCGCCAUCCCUGCCUUCCCGCCAUCCGGGUCUCUGCGCCAACCCUGUUUUCCCUGCAUCCCCGACUCCGCGCCAUCCCGGACUUCACGCCAUCCCGGACUCCGCGCCAACCCUGAUUCCGCGAGAUCCCGGACUCCGUGCCAUUCCCACCUCCCUGUCAUCCCGCCAUCCCUGCCUCUGCGGUAUCUCGGCCUCGGCGCCAUCCGGUCUUCCCCUCCAUCCCCGCCUCUGCGCCAUUUCCGAUUCCGCGCCAUCCACGCCUGCUCAACGUGGUGAAAUGCAAAAAGGACUGGACUCAGGAGACAAGACCCCAGGAUUGCCCUCCCAAAGAGCUCUCGGAGGUGAAAGCCUCGGGCUUGAGCCUGUUCCUCCACAAUCCACUUCAGAUGGGGGCCAAGCCCAAGCCCAAGCCGAAGUGGAGGGACGCUGUGGCGCGCCAGGCUGGCAAGCUGAAGUUCCCGAGUUCGAUCCUCGGAGGGAGGGUGUGAUAUGCUGGGAGACUAAAGAGUCCCUCGACUGCGGCUUGGGCUUAGUCCCCAUCUGCAGUGGAUUUCGCCUCCGCCCUAAAUAA